This is a messenger RNA of Coffea eugenioides, 2235 nucleotides long. Its product is annotated as putative inactive glutathione hydrolase 4. The transcript has 6 exons. The coding region runs from base 307 to 2046 and encodes 579 amino acids. Gene Ontology annotation, molecular function: glutathione gamma-glutamate hydrolase. Gene Ontology annotation, cellular component: plasma membrane. NCBI's taxonomy places the organism in Eukaryota, Viridiplantae, Streptophyta, Magnoliopsida, Gentianales, Rubiaceae. Gene Ontology annotation, biological process: glutathione catabolic process. The record is from RefSeq and is a predicted model, not a curated record.
UCUUCCCACUUUCUACGAUCCCGCAAUCUGUCCUCAGCCUCAACUUUUAGCCGAGCCACAUCAAAUUUGUGUAUUGUUCUUCCUUUUCCACAAGUUCUGUUUGGUUGAUCACAUGAAAACACAUGGCUCCUGGAAAUUUCCCUGUAAUCCAGUGGAAGGAUGUAACAAAAGUAGAGUUAAUGGUUUACAGUUAAGAUGCCUUAUCAGCAUUUUUCCUCUGAAGUUGACUUGCGCUAGAGAAAUAUGGCUAGGCCAAAAAUGUGCAUUUUGAUCAUCAUUUGAAGUUUUUGCGAGAUCAUCUCCCCCAUGAAUUUUUCAGCUAGAUGCACACCAUGGCUGGCAUCUGUAGCCCUGUUGCUUUUGCUGCUGACUCCUUUGAGUUGGAGCUCAAGCCUCGAGACGGCAUCAACAACCAAGAGAAAGGAACAGAUAAGAGGAAAACAUGGUGUUGUUGCCACGGAUGAUGGUCGAUGCUCCAAAGUUGGAAGAGAUGUUCUUCGCGAAGGAGGUCAUGCUGUUGAUGCAGCAGUUGCUGCUGCCCUUUGCUUGGGUGUUGUUAGCCCGGCCUCUAGUGGCAUUGGUGGAGGUGGAUUUCUGAUUGUUCGAUCAGCUGAUGGGAAAGCUGAGGCUUUUGAUAUGAGAGAAACCGCUCCAAAAAGAGCUUCCCAGAAUAUGUACUCGGGAAAUGAAACGAUUAAAGCUGCUGGUGCGCUUUCUGUAGCAGUUCCAGGGGAAUUGGUAGGUCUCCACGAGGCUUGGAAGCAGUAUGGAAGGCUUCCUUGGAGUAGGCUUGUCAGGCCUGCAGCAUAUUUUGCUUGCCAUGGAUUCAGGAUUUCACCAUAUCUCCACGUGCAAAUGGUUGCAACAGAAUCAGAAAUUCUGGCAGAUAAAGGACUUCGAGAGAUUUUUACAUCGAAUGGCAGCCUCUUGCAGCCAGGGGAUAGAUGUUACAACCGAAAACUAGCAGACACACUGAUCAAAGUUUUAAAGGAUGAAUUGAAAUCUUUCUGCAAUGGGACAAUUGCAUAUGACUUGGUUAAAGAUGUCCAGGACGCUGGAGGAAUACUCAGCCUGGACGACAUGCAGCGUUACCAAGUUAAGAUCAGAGAACCAAUCUCUACCAAUAUCCUGGGGGUUGAAAUACUCGGAAUGCCUCCUCCUUCUUCUGGAGGUGCUGCAAUGGUUCUUACACUAAAUAUUCUAGCACAAUAUGGAAGUUCUGUGAAUAGCUCUAAUCCCCUCUUGGCACACAGAACGAUUGAGGCUUUAAAGCAUGCAUUUGCCGUGAGAAUGAACCUUGGAGAUCCAGAUUUCGUUAACAUCAAAGAUGUCUUAAAUGAUAUGCUCUCAAUGGAAUUUGCACAAGAGUUGCAGAAGACCAUCAAUGACAAUAUGACCUUUAGCCCUCCUCAUUAUGGUGGCAGGUGGAAUCAAAUCCAUGACCAUGGAACUAGCCAUGUGUCAAUUGUGGACACUGACAGAAAUGCUGUGUCAAUGACUAAUACCAUAAAUGGAUACUUUGGUGCUAAAUUUCUUUCACCAUCUACUGGCAUAGUCCUCAACAAUGAAAUGGAUGACUUCUCCAUGCCUGAUAAUGCUUCUACAGAUGAGCCUCCACCAGCGCCGGCCAACUUUGUUCAUCCAGGCAAAAGACCUCUGUCAUCCAUGUCACCUACAAUUGUUCUCCAGGGAGGAAAGUUGAAGGCUGUUGUAGGUGCAAGUGGAGGAUCCAAGAUAAUUGCAGGAACAGCAGAGGUAUUCUUGAACUAUUUUGUUAAUGGGAUGGAUCCUCUGGCUUCUGUCAUGGCUCCAAGGUUUUAUCAUGAGCUGAUCCCUAAUGUGGUGAAUUAUGAAGACUGGAAAGUAGUGACCGGAGAUCACUUUGAAGUUCCUGAGGAAACAAGGAGUUUCCUGAAGAAGAGAGGCCAUGUACUAAAAAGUGUUGCAGGUGGGACAAUUUGCCAAUUUGUGGUUCAAGAUCUGGAGUCUAAUGAGCUUGUGGCAGUGAGUGAUCCAAGAAAGGGUGGUUUUCCUGCGGGUUUUUGACUUUAUAAGCAGUCAUUUUUUCAGGGCUCUAGUGAAAUAGUAUAUGCCCAUUUUUUAUUGUUGUGCCAAUAAAUAUUAUGUCCAAUUUCUAUAUCAAAUGAAAGCUAUUGAGUAGAGGGAAUGUUCAUUUGUUCAACAAUAACCUUCACCAAAAUAUUUGUCUAAUUGUUAGAGAUGAAUUCCUUGUUA